Bicyclus anynana (squinting bush brown) is the source of this 5142-nucleotide messenger RNA. It is a transcript of the gene spoon, whose product is annotated as A-kinase anchor protein 1, mitochondrial. The transcript has 8 exons. The coding region runs from base 187 to 1962 and encodes 591 amino acids. Lineage: Eukaryota; Metazoa; Arthropoda; Insecta; Lepidoptera; Nymphalidae. The record is from RefSeq and is a predicted model, not a curated record. Gene Ontology annotation, molecular function: RNA binding.
GAAUUUUGUUGUGCUUGGUAGAAAACAUUGUGAGCACGUGGAUUGUUGGAAUUUAAUUUAUUGAGUGAAAUUUAUAAGUAAUUUAUUUAAGUAAACUAAUUUUUUGGUCUAUUUAAUUUUCUUAAAUAGAAAGUGUUCCUAUUCUUUAUUGGAUCUUAAAUUUAUUGGUAAAAGUGGCUUAUUACAAUGGCCCCUUGUCGCCAGCUGCUUAUGUGGUCAGUGCCAUCAAUAGCAGUAUUACUAGGAAUUUUUUGGUUCAAGAAAAAGCGAGAAUACGCAAAAUCUGACCCAGGUGGAAGAGAAAAGAUAAAAAGUUUAAAAGAAGAGCUAGCAGAAGCUUUAAGUGCUGAAGCUGAACUCAUUCAAGCCUCUCCCCUGGCCAAAAUUGAGCGUUCCUUAAUUAAAUCAGCACCCAUAGAUAUAAUCCCCAAUGGGAGUGGAUCCCUUAGAUCUUCUCCCCUUGAAAUGACUGAUGAGGAAAUUGAUCUGGAAAUAGAGAAAAUUUCAAGAAAAAAAUCACUGGAGAAAGAAAAGAGAAUGUCUCUAAAUCCGGAGAGCAAGAUGGAGCAAUUCCUUCCUCUGAAUAAUUCUGUCAUUGUUGCACAUGCAACAACUCCAUGUUUGUCAUUCAAAUCUGAAAUAAUUUUCAACAAAAAUGAUGACAACAUGACCAAUGAACAUAUAGAAGACAACAAUGCAAACAUACACAUUGAUGAAGAUAUAUUGGUUGACUCAGUGCCCUUGCAGCCAGAUAGCACAAAAUGUGAUGAUGUGUCUGAGGACAUUGCAACUGAAGAGAGCACUGUGACUGAUAAUGAAGAUUUAACCGUUAAUAACAAUGUUGAGGAAUCUAAUAAUGUGGAGCCUAAUGAGAGUGGCAACAGAUUUUCAGCUUCACAGAAUAGAACAAUUUCAGAAAGAGAUUCUGCAAACCACAGCCCAGUGGAUCCAAUGUUAGCUAGCCCUUCAACAUGUAAUUUUUCAGAUAAUCAUAGUGAAGGUUCCAGUGAUAGUGGCAAAGGAUGCUCAGAAGCAGCCAGUCCGCCCCCUGUUAAUAUAAAUAUGAGAAUACACCAGUUUGUGAUACCACAGACCUUAGUUGGUCUGUUAAUAGGAAAAUUUGGUUCAUUUGUUACUAAAAUUAAAGCACAAACAGGUGCAACAGUUUAUGUUAGAAAACAUCCAGAUUUAUCCAAGCAAAAGAUAUGUGCAAUUGAAGGUACUCAAGGUGAAAUUGAAGCUGCAUUAGAGAUGAUAAAUGAAAAAUUCCCUGAGAAGAGAUUUCCAAACUUUUCCACACAAGAAAUUAGUGCAGAAUUAUAUCAAAGACUGAGUCCUUUAGUGCCAGAAUUCCUUCAAUUGCAGCUGGUGGAGUCGGUGAACAACGACACGAUCAUGACGUGCCUGGUGAGCGCGGGGCACUUCUUCCUGCAGCAGCCUCUGCACCCGACUUUCCCCUCACUGCACGCUCUGCAUCGCCUCAUGGCCUCCACUUAUCAGAAUCCGGACGUACCGGCGUUGCCGCGCCCGGUGAAAGAGGGCUCGAUAUGCGCCGCGCCCACUGAGAACAACUGGUACAGAGCACAAGUCAUUUCCACAUCGGAGGAGAAUGACACGUCAGUGGUGAAGCUGGUCGACUUUGGAGGCUACCUCACAGUGGACAAUGACCAGCUCAAGCAGAUCCGGUCUGACUUCAUGACGCUGCCUUUCCAGGCUACUGAAGCACUGCUUGCUUUUGUCAAACCGGCUAACAAUGAGGAGGAGUGGAGCGGUGAGGCGCUGCGCAUCAUGGCGGGGCUGACGGCGGGGCAGCUGCUGCACGCGCAGGUGGCCGGCUACGACGAGACGGGCGUGCCGCUCGUGCACCUCUACCUCACGCUCAGCCCUCAGCAAGUAAUAUUCCUGAACAGAGAGUUGGUGGACCGCGGGCUGGCCGAGUGGGACGUGCCGCCGGACUCGUGAGCGCCCGCCGCCGCGCGCAGCCCCGGCCCGCGCACCGACGCGCCGUGUGAGUCCCACACUGCGACUCGCGUAUGUCUCGUUCCUCAGUUGAAUUGGCACUCGUAGCUGAUUAAAUUUAUAAACGUUGCGAUUGGUGACUAGCGUUUUGGACGUACCUAUUUGAAUUGAAAUUGAAUGAAACCAUCAUUUCGAACAAUUUAUAUUUUACUCAUUGACUUAGAUGCGUACCAUUGCUGACUAAUUGUAACAUUUUUACGGGCCCAUGUUUACAUGGGCAGAUAUACUUUAAUAUUAUAUUUUAUGUAAGAACGCUGAAGGCCGUGUCGCGUAGGCCGCCGGUCGGGUCGUGCCUUGUCUGGACUGGACUAAACUGGAACUGAAUAUUGACAAGAGUGAGACCGCGACCCGCUCCUCGUAGGCGCUUGGCUUGACUUCACAUCUAAACUUCCCACAAAAUAUGAAUUAUUUAAAAUUAAAUACGCUUACGAAUGAACUAUAACUCUAGUUAUUGAUAGAAACGACAAAAAUAAACUAUACUUUCUCUAGAACUAGUAGUUAUAAUUUGGCGCUUGUGUAAGUUUAUCGUAAUAUUGCGUUUUUAGUCACCUGUUUUCGUAGUGAUCUUGUUAAGAGUUGGUCAGGAUGCUCAUUAUAAUACUAUUACAAAGCACUGCCGUCUGCAUUUUAAAUAAAUUGUUUACUUUACUUGGAAAUUUAUCUAUUUAUAAUUUUUACGCAGUGCCAAUAGCAGUUGUACUACUCAAUAGAACUGAUGUUUUAUAUUUAUUUUACUGAAUUAUGUAAAUCGCCUUUUGAAAAGUGGCCUUUUGAAAUAAAUACUCUAUUUCUUCCUCUUAACACUUGCUAUGUGUAUAUUGUGUAAAGUAUAAUGAAUUAUUGUACUACCUGCAUUUUGAAAAAAUGGUUGUAAAUCUAACUGUGACAAAUUACUCGUGUCCUGUGCAUAACUUAAUGUGUAAUUAUUAUUGUUAAAUAUUUAGUAAAUUAUCAAAGUACAAUUUAGUAUGGUGUGAAUGCAUUGAGUGGUAUUAAAAAAUAGAUUUGGAAUGAAAAAGUUGAGUCGCUUUAAGCCUUCACGGGUACCACUUUUGUCGUCUCAAUUGAAUUUGUUUGAAAUAUCAACAAAACAAAAGUAAUGUAUGUAUUGUUGUACAUAAUAGUUAGUACCAGCACCAGCCCGUCCGCAUACAAACCCACAAGUGACGUUUGUAAAAAUGUUUACGAACAUUACAGAUACUCAAUAUUAUUAUUAAAGUAGCAAAUAAAAAUGGCAACUUUUGGUUGUUUACACGAUUGUGGAAUCAAUAGUAUUCAUCUUCAUUAGUUUGAAUUAUACAAAUGUUUUAUUUAUUCAUCCAUUUGAAUGUCAAGUGUAUAUUAUUCACAUAAGCGCUUGUCUCACCGCCGACGAAAAACUAUCGACUAUUUUCUCGCUCAAGAAACGUACAAUAAGAUUCCGCGAAUUAACGCGAUACAUUCAUUAAACUAACAGUUGAUCCCUAACUUUACACGUCGUUUCGACGUCUUAGGGUUCAUUGACACGAGCGGCAACUCUACUGACGACCGCAGUCAACUGCAGUCGGUGACGUCUCUGCGGCAGUCGGCGACCGCGGUCGACUGCCGCGAUCAAAGGUAAUAUUCACCGAGCCACGAUCGCUUGGCGAUUAAAUCACUUGCUGCGAGAUCAACCAGCGGUUAUUGUACGUAGUGCCAGUAUCGCGUCGCACUCGCUUGUACCGAGAAAACUAUCGGAACUCAUCCUUGAGCCAGGGGCGUAGCUACCGCCGAUAUCAGCCAUAUCAAUGAUACGGGGUCCCCCGGACUACAGGGGCCUCUUACGUGUGAAAGCAAAAAUUAGUAAAAUGUUAACUAAUCUCAUUUAUCAUUAAUAAACCAUCUCGUUUAUCAUCUCAUAUCUGACGCUUUCCGAAAAAAAAACAUAUUAUAAAAAAAAAUUAUAAACUUUUCACUUCAGAAAUGACAAAAGUAAAAAAAAUAAUGUUUUAUUUUCGGGUUAAGCAUGCGCUCAAAAGUUGGAAACAUCUCACAUAGGUUAAGUCACAGUCAUAUUUAUUUUAAACAAGCAUUUUUGUUUCUUUUAUGAAGAAAUCCUUACCCAUAAUUUGGGCCCCCAACUUUAUUUGAUACCCUGAUACCCCCAACUUUAUUUGAUUGGCCCCUUUAAGGCAUGCUACAGCACUACCCAUGUCGCUCCUAGCCAACCACAAGUUCACAUCUCUAAUCGCUUCUCCUUUAUCAUCGGUGGUCGGACAAGUGCCUAAAUGUCGGCACAAACUUAAUUUUAAAUAUCCUUGUAUUUUUUUGUAGAUUCGUCAAUUUAUCAAUUUCUGUAACUUAUGUUUUAAUCUCAUUAAAUUGCCAAUAACGCCCUCUCGUACACAACAAAAAAAAAUUGCGUUAAAAUACCAACAAAUACUUGCGAGGCAUAGCAAUUUAUGAAAUAAUAAAUUGACCAUUGUAAUAUAAUGAAUACUGCUGAUUGGGGUGGAGUAUGUGAUGACAAAUCUUUAUUGUUAUAAUGAGCAUGUCAAUAUUCCUGACUUUAGUAUAAAUGUACAUAAUAGAAAGUUUAAGUAGAUACUAAAACCAAUUUGAUAUAAUUGUGUUCUAAAAAUGUAUUCAGUAUUUUGAUUAUGUUCACGGUGGAAAACCUAAGUGUUUGUUAUUAAUUUGAGUUUGUAUACGUAUUGCGUAGUGGACUUGGCAGGCUAUUGAUAACUUAGGGUACAUUUACACGAGCGGCAACUCUAUCGACGACCGCAGUCGACUGCAGUCAGCGACGUCUCGGCGGCAGCCAAUGGCAGUCGACUGCAGUUGGCGACGUCUCGGCGGCAGCCAACGGUAGUCGACUGCGAUCGUCGGUAGCAGCUGCCGCUCGUGUAAAUGAACACUUAGACGAUUUUAAUUUUCGUAGUUGUAGGAGCGAGCGUCCCGACGUCACGCCGCGAUUUUGGAUAUAUUAAUAUUAAAAUCCUAAGUUAAGGUUGUUCACUCCCAAGAGUUCACGCAUUGAAUUGCUGAUACCAGAGUGUGAAUUGAUUUGUAGCUGGCUCUCCGUUUGCAUUUUGUUGACGUCCUUACUGUAUAUAACUAAUAUAUUUGCGGUUAAAUCAAUAAAUUAUCGUUUCAAAAACUUAA